Elaeis guineensis (African oil palm) is the source of this 1032-nucleotide messenger RNA. RefSeq lists its product as uncharacterized. Gene Ontology annotation, biological process: formation of translation preinitiation complex. The record is from RefSeq and is a predicted model, not a curated record. Lineage: Eukaryota; Viridiplantae; Streptophyta; Magnoliopsida; Arecales; Arecaceae. Gene Ontology annotation, molecular function: RNA binding.
UAAUCGCCAAGCUAUCCGUAGCCCAUCCUCGCCCACUGCCGGCUCCCCCCGUCGGGCCCAACUUCUGUGGCUCCCCUUCUUCGUCUUCUCUCUCCCAACCGCUUCGCCCGAAGCCCUCGCUGCUGUCCCUUUGGAUCGCUUCGGCCUUCGUUCUCUCCUUCCCUCUUCCACGCUCGAAUAUGUUUAAAAAGUUCUCCUUUGAAGAUAUAUCUGCACAAAACCAAGUUAAGGCAUCUGUACAGCGGAAGAUUCGACAAAGUAUUGCUGAUGAGUACCCUGGCCUUGAACCUUUGUUAGAUGACCUACUUCCAAAGAAAUCACCUCUAAUUGUUGCAAAAUGCCAAAAUCAUCUGAAUCUUGUCGUGGUGAACAAUGUACCACUGUUUUUCAAUGUUCGAGAUGGUCCUUACAUGCCAACUUUGCGGCUUCUUCAUCAAUAUCCAGAAAUAAUGAAAAAGUUUCAAGUGGAUCGAGGUGCGAUAAAAUUUGUUCUUUCUGGUGCUAACAUCAUGUGCCCUGGUCUUACAUCCUCUGGUGGCAUUUUGGAUGAUGAAGUGUCGGAGGAAACCCCUGUGGCUAUAAUGGCUGAAGGAAAACAACAUGCUUUGGCAAUUGGAUAUACAAAAAUGUCGGCAAAAGAUAUUAGGACUGUCAACAAGGGAAUUGGAGUUGAUAAUAUGCACUAUCUAAAUGAUGGCCUCUGGAAGAUGGAACGCUUAGAAUGAGGGCUUACUGAGGACAAGUAAGAAUGCUGCCAGAAGGGUUUUUCUCCGGUGAAGCAACUAUCCUUAUAAAGGAAGGUCUUAACUAGGAAUGAGGAAUAUGAAGUUCGACAGAUGCCUUGGAGAGCCACCACCGCAAGAUAUUACAUGGCUUCCAAAAAAACUUGUACCUUCAGUUUUUAUGCAGAGGAUAUUGUGUCGUGCUAUUAUUAUGUUUAUGGCUGAUUACAUCAAUUAUGAAGCAUGUAGUUUGUAGAAAUUUACUCGGGAGUCUCCUAUUUAUGUUUUUAAUAACAAUUACAUUGCAUCA